AACAUAACCGAUCGACAAAAAUGCAGUUCUGAUAUGGAAGGUUUGAUAAGUCGUUCAUCAAAAAUAAUGUUUCAAAGAAUUCAGACAAAUAGAAUUAUAAAAUUAAAUUUACUUAGUCUGCGACCUCACCGAAAUUUUAAUUCAAACAUAAGUAAUAAAUCAAUAAAUACUGAGUUAGAAGAUAAUAAUACAAAGGAGACAUCUCGUGCUUCACCCAAUUUAAUUCGUUCAGAGAUUCUCCGUGCAUCACUUUCAUUCGUUCCAAAAUAUGGAUGGUCAAUUGAAUCGUUAUCACAUGGAGCAAAUUCACUUGGAUAUCCAUCUGUUUCUCAUGGACUAUUUCCUAGAGGUGGAAUUGAAUUAAUUGACUGGUUUUUGGAGGAUAGUCGUGGGAAGAUGGUUAAUGAAUUGAUUAAUAAAAUGGAUGG
This is a messenger RNA of Scutellospora calospora, 428 nucleotides long. The record is from the annotation of a GenBank genome assembly. Lineage: Eukaryota; Fungi; Glomeromycota; Glomeromycetes; Diversisporales; Gigasporaceae.